Tympanuchus pallidicinctus (lesser prairie-chicken) is the source of this 5051-nucleotide messenger RNA. RefSeq names its product doublecortin domain containing 2 (gene DCDC2). The record is from RefSeq and is a predicted model, not a curated record. Gene Ontology annotation, biological process: cilium assembly; dendrite morphogenesis; intracellular signal transduction. NCBI's taxonomy places the organism in Eukaryota, Metazoa, Chordata, Aves, Galliformes, Phasianidae. Gene Ontology annotation, cellular component: microtubule organizing center; axoneme; kinocilium. The transcript is spliced from 10 exons. The coding region runs from base 782 to 2281 and encodes 499 amino acids.
UCAAAAUCAUGACCAAACUUCAUUUCUGAAUUGCAGCCAACUUAAGCAGCAUAGUGAGACAAGCAUUCACUUUUCAGAUGGGACUUUAUAGUAAGAAGGGAAGUAAGAAUGGAACAAAUGUGGUAGAUACAAGUUUCCAGUGUUUUGUUUGCUUUGUACACAGACCAUCCUAGGCAGACAAGUGGUUCUCUCUGCCCUGCGUCCUCACGUCCCUCUCCCUGCCUCUGGGCACCGAUUUUCUGCUUUCUCCUUUGCCCAGCCACCUCCUGAUGAAUAAUUCAGAAGGAUUUGUGCUCUCUGCACGCCCGUCCUGCUCUUCAGUGGUGUUGACUCUGGGCUCUGUCUGCUCUCACAGAAGAGGCUGUCGUCUGGCCGAGCAGAGAGGAGAAUGGCAGACGCAGGAUGAAGUUCCCGAAGGGAGCCGGCGUUACGUGAUGGACAAAAAGACCACAGAAGGCCAUGGGGAUGCUCCCAGCCCUUUGGGAUACACCUCCGUGCAGCGUGUCACCAUCUGCACGAACCUCCCCGAGCACCAGCGUGGCAAGAUCUGGUUUCCUAGGAGGAGCCGCUGCUGGGGAGGCUGAGCAGAGCCUUGCUGGGAGCCCGCAGGACGCUGCGAUCCCUCCCCGCCUUUGCCUGUGGGAGGUGGGCCCUGGUGCCGGGUCCUGCUGCGUGCUCCCCCCGGCAGGCAGUUCUCAGCGGUGCUCAGACAGCGACCUUCCUCCGGGCAGACAAGUGCAAGCAGUGCCCCGGGCGGCUUUGGCUACGCAGAGCACCGAGCAUGACUAAUCCCGGCACCAAGGGCUCGUUCCUCUCGCAGCCGAUGGUGAAGAGCGUGCUUGUAUAUCGCAACGGGGAUCCUUUCUUUCCGGGACGUCGCAUUGUCAUCAACGAGAAGAAAGUGUCCAACUUUGAAGUCUUUUUGAAAGAGGUGACUGGUGGGGUGAAGGCACCUUUUGGAGCUGUGCGUAACAUUUAUACGCCUCGGGCUGGGCACCGUGUCCGGCAGCUGGAGGAGCUGCAGAGUGGAGAGCAGUAUGUGGCUGGUGGCAGGGAAGCCUUCAAGAAACUGAACUAUUUGGACAUAGGGGAAACAAAGAAAAAGCCUGCUGAAGUCAACAGUGAGGUCAAGCCAGUUACUCACAGUAGAAUCACUGCGUCAGCACGGUUUCGAAAACCAUUCCAGGAACCCUACACAAUUUUCCUGGUUGCUAAUGGAGACCUUAUUAGCCCUGUAGUGCGACUCCUUAUACCCAGGAAAACUCUGAAUCACUGGGACCACAUUCUUGAAAUGGUUACAGCAAAGGUUUCCCUCAGAAGUGGAGCUGUUCACAGACUUUACACUUUAGAUGGAAAACACAUUCAGAAUGGGUCAGACUUGGAGAAAGGGCAAUUUUAUGUUGCAGCGGGUAGAGAAAAGUUUAAGAAGUUACCAUAUGGUGAGCUGCUGUUUAGCAAAUCUACAAUAAGGCCACAGGGUUCUAAAGCAUCCGUACUGCCUCCAAUUGCAGCACCUCGAAAAUCUAAGGGCAGUGGAAAUGAUUGGCAGUCUAAAUCUACUGUUGGAUCCAGUGACGCUGGAGAGAACAGUUCCUCACCUCAGCCUCCAAAAGAGAAGGGCAAAAAAUGCCAUAAUCCAGAGGAUUCUGUGUCCAGAGGACACAGUUCUAUCAAAUCUACUAAAGAAAAUCAAACAGCUUCCACAAGAUACCUGCAAGAUAAUGGUGAAGGGAUUUACAGAGCUCGAGAAAAGCGAUCUGAAAUGUGGGGGGCAGCUGAAGUUCAAGAAGAUGAAGACACUCGUGUAGAAGUUCCAUUGGACCAGAGGCCAGCAGAAACUGUGGAUGAAGAAGAAAAUGCAGAAGAGGAAGAUGACAGAGGAGAGGAGGAAGCACAUAAACAGAAGGAAGAACAGCCAGAAGUAAAUGGAGAGGAAAGUGGGGAAACUGUUACGAAAAGAAACACAGGAGAAAAUAAGAAUAAAUUAAAUGGGAAUUAUGAACACAAAACAGAAGGAACAGAGGAUGUUGACCAGGCAGAGGAAGAGGAGCUCGCCCAUUUAAAUGGCAAGAUAAAUAAAGACAGUGGUGGGCUGAUGGAGCAGAUGAAUGGCCACGAUGAUCUCCAGCAUGAAGAGGAUGGAAAAGAGGAUUAUUCUGGCAGUCAGGACCAGGUUGAUUCCCAUCAUGAAAAAACAUCCAGAAAUCCAAGGGUGACAAUCACUAGCCCACAGGAAAGUGAAGAAAAGGACCAGAGCAAUGGCUAUGCUGCAGUUGCAUAGAUCUAAGGAAAUGUAAUCAGUGGGAAGUGAAAUAAUACUUUCAAGCAUGUUAUUUUAUGAUUUAUAGCUUAAAAUGGAAAGGUAGAUUGUGUACACACAUAUUGAGUCUUGAGAUGAUAAUGGCAUAUAGAAUAAUAGGACAUAAACCUUAAUAUCUACUAAGUAACAUUGAAUUGUUUUCACAAGAUGUGAAAUUUCUGGUGGAAUUUGAGAGAAAAAACAUAGUACUACUACAUGGUAAUGUUAGAAACAUUGGAAAUAAACUAUUUUGUGGUAUAAAAUGUAACCAUCAGUAGCAGAGUCAACUAUACAAAUGACAAUUGUCAAGAAAAAGGGUAAUUAAGUUAAAUAUCAGAACUUCUUUGCAGGUUCAUUUAGAAAAGAGAAAUCAUUUGUGACUUGCAUACUAUAAGUAGUCUUUCCCAUUGAAAUUCCACAUGAUAUAUUCUAUUUCCAAGUGUAACCUUAAGAUAGAAGCAGAAUGCUUUGCUCACUUAAAGGAUAGCAAAGAAGAUGUACUGUGAGUCCUAAUAUUACUGGGUAGUAGCUUUCAGUAUAUUAAUUGGAAUAACUUUUUUUUUGCCUUCUUAAAUAGCCCUUUUUUAGCAUUGUGAAGAUGGGUUGGCAGCCUGCAGUGCUGCAGCUUAUUCACACUUGCAACAGUAAGUUUUGCUGGUUGUUCUGCACCAGUUCACCAUGCAAUGGAUUGCUAUUACAGUGAAAAAAGAGCAAAGCACAGAUAUGCAGCAGGUCAGACACGGAGCAGAUCAAUUUGAUUACACUUCAGUUCAAGUGAAAUCUAAUUUAUUAAUGAAAAAAAAUGAAGAGGCCCAGAUUCAGACUGAAAUUAGCAUGAAAUCAUUGUUAUCAAUGGAGCCAUUUUAAUAUGAAACACAUUAACAUAAGAUUACUAGUUUUCACCAGCUGUUAUUGUGUCCAUGAAUCCCUUACAUAGCCUUAAUGCUUGAAAGUAUAUUAUCAUCUUUUUGACUUAGCAAGUUCCUGAUAGGCUGUGGCUUAAUUUGCAUUAGAAAAUAAGCCACUGAUCCCCAGUAUUAGCUCUCUUAAUGACAUCAACACCAUUACUCUUACCAGUUCUCUGUUAGUAAUAGCAAUUGUUUGUAGAUUGUGAAAUACAGCCCUGAGCAUGAUUUCAUUAAUCAUAUAAAAUACAUAGUGAGUUUCCCUAUCAUUAAUGCUGGUAAAUUAUGACAAAGAGAAACUAAAUGUCAUUUUUGUUGAUUUUUGUGCUGUUAAGACCAAAAUUACAUUCAGUAACAAAUUGAACUUGAAGCACUGUUUGAAGGAAGUGUAGGAAAAUUGUUGUGACUGGAACUCAUAGAAAUAUCUGCACUUUUCUACCAACCAGACUGGGAAGCUCCAUCUCAGCCCCACCUACUGAAACUUCUUGCAGAGCCCACCAAGGAAAAUGGCUAGUGCUCCAUCCUCACUCCUUUAGAGGUGAAUAGAUCAGCAGCAGGCAUGGUGUUCAGUGUGCUUAAGAACCAAGACAAAUGACAGUUGUCUUGUAUUGACAUCACUAUGAAGAGUUGUUGCCUUGAAGUUAAUGGUACACCCAAGCACAGGAUUCUACGUGUUGUCAUCUUAUUGCAGGUGAAAUCCUGAACAACCUCUGAGGUUUUUUGCAUCCUCAGAGAUUUGAAACUAAAUCGACAGCCAGACGUGUCUGGCAAAGAUGAUCAACAUUUUCCUCAAAAUGUUAUACUUAAAACUAUAUAUAUAUUUAGAAGAAGCACACUUUUGUACGGAGAUUCUCUGCUUUCUAUUCAUAACUUGUGUCUGCCGAUUGUUUCGGUCAUUUCUCUCUUUUCUGCCAAAGUUCAGUGCUUACAGGCCUACAAAUAUCAGUAAGAGUUAUUUAAAACUUACAGUAAAUUCUAGGGAACUGUAAUGUGAUAAUUGUCUUUCAUGGGAACGGGAAAAUCCCAGAGAGUUACCCAGCCUUUAAAAUGUUUUCCUCUCUGCUGUUCAUCUUUUACGAAAGACAGAGGAUUUUGCUUCAGAAAAACAAACUGGACUUUGGGGAGAGAUACAGCCAUUUCAUCAUUUACUCCUGCAGUACUCAGAACACCUACUUUGUAUCUGAUUCUCUGCACAGAGAAAAUUAAUUUAUGCAUAGCAAUUCUGAUGUUAACAGAAAUUAAUCAAGAAACAUGUGUGUGGUCUUUGCUAAAAUAUGUUUGUGAAUGUGAAUUUGCUAUGACAAUUUAAAUCAGUUUUACAUGAGAAAUAUUUCUUUUUCUUAAGCUUAUAUGGUGUUACUUCAAGCUUUUAUGCAACAUUUUUUUUUUUGCUUUUUUUUUUUUUUUUAAGACAUUUUCUUUCUCCUGGCAUUAUUUUUAAAAGCAAUUUCCUAUUAAAAAGAGCUAGCAUACAAACACUUCUGCUUUUGUCUCAAAUCAAGGCCAGUUUGGCAUUAAUCUUGGCUUUGGAUGACUGAUGUUAUUUACAAACCUAGCUAUUUUUUCAGCUGUUAGGAUUCUUCCAUCACUAGAACUUCAAAAAAGUCAGAGUUUCCAGUUAUGGCAUUGCAACCGUGAAAGAAAUUCUGCUGAUAAUUCGUCUCUUAUUACAGCAAAUAGAAGAAUUAAUUCCUAAUUUCAGCAAAGCUCUAAAGCAUAUACUUAAAUCCUGUAGAGAUGCAGUUUGUCAUCAAAUUUUAUUUAAUGCUUCAGUGAUCUGAUGUAUCAGAGUCAAAAUAACAUUAAUCUGGAAAGAAAAGUGAAAAUAAAGAAAAUGCAUUCCUUUC